AUUGGUUGGUUGGUUGGUUGGCUUCGUUAUUUGGGAGCGAGCGGGUGAGGAGAGGGAGGCCUCGGCCCCGUGAUGGCGAGGGUUCAGCGACAGGUAAAGCGUUGGGCUUUCGAGCUGCUGCCUUCGUUACCUCUGAAGGAGGAGGGCCGCCAGGCAGGCCUUGCCUGAGGCGAGCAAUUGCGGCCCACCUCUUGGCGCUCUUCCUUGAAACUUAAAUGCUCGUUUUCUCCGCGCGGGGAUAUUGUUUUGGGGUUUCUUGUUUUUCGGUUUUUUAACCGAGUUAUGCAAAUCCAUACCCGGUGCCGUCGAGUGUUUUAUUUUAAUUAAUGAUCCGACCAAGUCUUGCUCACGUGUAAAACCCAUUGAAAUCAACGGGCCUUGGCUUGGUCCACAUUAAUUCAUAUUAUUGCCCUCCCUAUAAUAUCCCCCUCCUGCUUUAUGGUGUUGUUGUUAUGUGCUUUCAUGCUGUAAAACCCACCUGUGAACUUAGAAUGAAAGGUGGCAUAUAAAUUUAAUAAAAAUCAAAUCAAAUAAGGAAGCCAGUUUGGUAGGUCUGCUCUGAGAGAAACUCACCCACAAUAUCUAAAAACAGUUCUGCAAUAGAAAUGGAGAUGUGUACAGGCACCCAGACUUGGCUUACACUUCUGACUGAAAUGCCUGUGUGAAAAGAUAAGAUUAUGUUAGACUGAUGCCAAAAGUUUAUUGGUGAGGGAGAUGGCCAUGCUGCCAAAGAGAAGGGAUUUUGCCAAUCAAUUGGGUGCCACCACAGGGAAGGCCCUGACAUGAUGGGGCUGCAGCUGUUGGCAGAACCACAAGACAAGCCUCCCGUGAAGAACUCAGAUUCCAAAGGCUGGCAGAUGUGAGGGGGGGGGGAUGACAAAAUGCUGAGUUAAAUAAAACUGUUUAAAGCACACUAGGAAGGUAGCCAGUCCUGUGCUGUAGAGAGAAGGUAUAGCUUGAUUCGUGUUACCAAAUCCUUGUGGUGCUGUUUUUAUUUUGUUCUCUUUAAAAUCUGUAUCUAUAAUGAGAGAAAUAGAUUGUCCCCAGAUUUCUUUGCAACCUAUUAUUCUAGUAUUCGACAGGGUUUCUUAGUGCCCACUUCCACCCCCAAAUAUCUUGGCUUGCCUUCAUGUGAGUCCUUGUCAUGCUGAGUAAAUGAUCACCUGCAUUUUCUUUACUUUGUAUAAAAUAGUUUUUAACUUUUGUUCCUUUUUGCCUAUUGAUUGGUAAACUAUCAGCAUGUGGAAGAUACGAGGGUUUGCGACUACAGGACACUUUCUGUUUUUGGAGAAAAAACUGUAGAUCAUGAUGUGAACAUCAUUAACACUGCACAUCUUUCAAGACAUGUUGUAUCCCUCAGACGAAACCUGUUUAGUCAGACCCCAGCUAUGAGAAUGAUUCAACGAACUCUUCACUUGCAGGUAAUCCUUUGGUGAGCUUGGUAUAGCUGGCAAAAUAUUGCAAAAUGAAGUAGCUUUUUAUUUGGUGCAAAGGGGGAAAAAACCUCUGGUAACUAAUAGUUAAUCUUUCAGAAAUAGUUCUAGGACAACUUGGAAAGGAAAUUACAGUAAUAUUGUCCUGCCUAGAAUAUAUCAUCUCUCUCUCUCUCUCUCUCUCUGUGUGUGUGUGUGUGUGUGUGUGUGUGUGUGUGUGAGAGAGAGAGAGAGAGAGAGAGAACAACUUACUACAAGUGUCUUAAAACUUUGAUCCUAUCUCCUGAAAAGUUAAUGUUGGCCAAGGGAUUGACAUAUUUUUACCAUCUGAACUUCUUUUAAUAAGACCUAAAUUUAUAUGGUAAAUUAUAUUUUUCCUUCUUGCAUUAGUCCACUACUUAUUGUACAGGGCACUUUCAUCUGUUCUAGAUUAUAUAUUCUAGCCAUAAAAGGUAGCAGAUGGGAAAUAGGUUGAAGAGGACCUGAACCUCUAAAUGGUGCUAUUGGGAAAGCUUUAGACUGCUGAUGUAGGGGGUGUGUUGUGGUAGCUAUUAAAUUAGUUGCAGACUGUCCUGAGAAUUGGAUGAACCAUAUCCAGAAAGUUGCUCAUAGUGAUAUUUGCUCUGUUUUUGGUGUUUUUGUUGGAAAGUGUAGAGUAUGGACACCACUUGCCUGCACCUAGGAAGCUAAAACUGUUCUUCACAUUCCAGGGAAAUGCUGAUGCUCAAAUAAGCUUGCUUCUGUGUAAGCAGUGGACUUUAUACGCUGUCACUCCUCUGUACAAAUUCUCUUAUGGACAGCUGAAAGAAUAUUCUAGACAGUUGAGUCGCUUUAUUGCAUCUGAAAGUCAAAGGAGACCUGUGGAAAUUGAAUAUGAACUUCAAUUUAAAGUGACGUUCUCUUCAUUCUCAGCUUUGAAAAUCACAGAACAGGAACCAGAUGCAGUUCUCAUUCAAGUAGGUACUACAGUCCCAAUAUUUUAAUAUCUAUGGGUUUGUCUUAACAAUAUUGGAGAAUACUAUUGUAUUGGGUCUAGAAAAUACACUAGUUCAUCUCAGUAUGCCACCAUUGUUAUCUUAGUGUUAUUAAAUUAAUUUGAUUUGCUUUGGAUGCUAGGGAAUCAUGGUUACAGUUGGUGGUGAGUCAAUCACUGGAUGCUUUGCACCCAGUCUUGAUUGCACCAUUUCUCUUGAAAAGUGGUUCUGAAAAAAUGUAUCAGAGCAAUUCUUAAAAGCAGGUGGCCUGCAGGCACAGGAAGCCUCUGGCUGCACUUCAUGUGACCAUUGGGUCUCAGACCCAUGAAUCUCAAACUGAUCAUGCAAGAGACACUGCGCCAUGCAGAGCCUGGCACUUUGAAAGUGCGGAUCCACUUGGAUCUGCACUUUCAAAAAGGCUUCCUUGUCCAGGCAAGGAAUUAAGUCUUGCUUAAUUCAGUGGGUUUUCCAUGAAAACAUGCAUAAUUGUCCAUGGCUGUGAAUAGAGUACUAUCAAAGUGAUAGGUGCACAUUUGUUGAAGAACUGUUGAGAGAUUAAGUGCUGUCAGUAUAUUUCCCCUAGUUUUUCCUCACCAUAACAAAUGAAUUGCAGGAGUUGGUUUCCAAAAUUGUGUUGACUCAAGCCAUUUCGUAUAGUUGCAAUAUGUGCAUAAUUGGUGUAUUUAUGUAUUUCCCAUAGAUCACGAAGAGGCCUCAGGUGGCAGCUAAAAAUGCAGAAGAGAAAGUGGUGUGGAUGGGCUGGUUUACUUGUACUGGUGGAAAUGACCUUUUUGAGAUUGUUGAUGAGGAGUUUACUUUUUUGCCCUUGUUCCUUGUGAAUGGGGCAAAGGCUCUCACGGUCCUUGUAGAAACUUGGCUUCAACAGACCUUUGACUGUUGUCUGAGCCCCUUGCCCAUCACCCCUAUCAGUCUUUCCUGGAUGGCUGCAAUGUGGACUGGGUGCCCAAUGGACAAUCCUACAGUUCCAACAGAGCUGACUUUCUCUACACUUGGCACAGCUUACCCUCUGGAUAUUUCCUAUUCUAUCCAUCCUGAAGAUGCAAAAGCCCUUUGGGAUUCAAUCCACAGCACUCCAGGAGAAGUCAGGCAAGAAGAAGUGGAAUUAUUCAUGGCGUGUCUUUACAACCACUUCCAUAGACACUUCAAGAUCUACCUGUCAGGCACAGUACUGGUGCAAGUCUCCACAUCAGUAGCUUCUGCCCAUUCUGUUGGGAAAAUAAAGGUAUGGGGCCUAGCUCAUUUACCACUAGCAACUAGUUACAAUAACUGUCACUCUUGGCCAGUAUUAGAAACUUAAACAUUUAUAAGUUAGGGGACAAAUGGCUCCUUAAACCAAGGCUACAGUUGCCAUAAUGGAAUGUCUAGUUGCCAUUUUUGGGCAAGAUGGCUCUGCAGUCUAAUUUUCAAAUGAUGGACUGAUUGUGAUUUAUUUUCAGUUAAGCAUCAGGCUCGUUCAGAUGACAACCUUGAGCUAGGCUAAGAGCUUUGAGUACUUAAAGAAGAAAAGUCACUUGCUCCAGGGACAGCCCACAUAUAUAUUGGCCUAUUCUGACCUCUGUUUCUUAAUGCUGCCUGCUGCUCAGGCUGUACAGAAAAAGCAUUUUGGUUUCAGAAAUUCAUUCUGAUUGUGGAGAUAAAAUAUAACUGAUAGAAUUCUACAGGAUGGAGUAUUAGUGUGUGAAAACAGUCCAGAUCCAAUGAUCCCCAGGCCUGCAUCUCCAGAUGGUGGAGAUGUCAGGCACCAUCCUGGCGCCCAGGCAACUUCACUUGGUCGCAAGUGGUCAAAAGCCAGGUGCAAAAUGCCUGGCUAAUUUUGAAUACUGCUCUUGGCAGGUGAUUGAUCUCACCCAAAAUUGAUACUAGCCUGGUAGUGACAAAUUAUAAAUAGAUGAGUGUCCUAAAGGAAUAUUUGAGGCAUACAUUUUGCAAUGUAGACUUCAAACACUUUGCAGCUGAUUUUACCAGCUGGCCAUUUAUAUUUUAGGAAGAGGCUUGGUGGCAGGUCUAGCACACACACUACUCCCUUUCUGUAUUGGAAGUAAGCAUUCAGGAGAAGUACAACUACUUCCCUACAACUACUUUGUGCCUCUGGCCCCUUUCUACCUAUUCCCUAGCUAUGGGGGGUGGAGAUACUAUUUUUUUCUGCAUUCCAUUAUGCAAUGGCUCAAUUACAAGGUGGCAGAAAUAUUGGCACAUGAAUAGAAUGGUUUUUUGCAUCUGCCCCUUCUUACCUUUCCCAGUUCUUUGCCAUCCAUCUUUCUCUAAGUAGGGAAAGGCUUGGAAGAGUGGCAGGGCUGGGGAGCAUAUUGAAUAAUACUUUGGGCACUCAGAACAAAGUGUGUGCAUCGAAGACUGGGUUGCAGGGUAGGGGGCAUAUUGAGCCACAGGCAACCAGUAGCUGAUUCCUAUUAUAAAGUGUGUUGCUGCAAUUUCUCCAAAUAAUGGGCUGGGGUAUUGUUCUUAGUGGAUUCACAGUUUUAAAUUUGUGUUGGUUUGUUUUCAUUGAGGGAGGGGAGAUAUGUCUGGGAGGAGAAGAACUGAGCAGGGGGACCCCAACUGCCGUGGUUCAUGGUAGGGGGAGGUAUGGUGUGGGAGGUGCCAUAUGCCAGCCCCUCCUCCAACAUAGGGAAUUGCGGUUAUCCUAUCAGCCAGCCCUCAGGUUUGCUGCUGCUGCUGCUGCUGCUAAAUACCAGGUUGACUCUGAAUAAGGCCUCCCUCAUACACGAUCUGAUUUAUAGAUGAGGAGGUUGAUCUGGUCUGUAUCACUAAGAUUGGGUGGUUAAGGAGGGUGGAGGUGGUGUUACCCACUGUGCCCAACUGGGUACUCUGUGCAGCAUCAAGGACAAGCUUGAGGGUGGGGAAGGGAGGGAGUUGCUGUGGUCAGUAGAGAUUCCAUCUCUCCAGGCUCUGUCCAGUUAGCGGGGGGAAUCUAGAGCGUUUGUUCCAGAUGUUGGGCAAUCAGGACAGAUUAGGGAUUCUGCUGGUUUCCACCGGCCUCCCUGCCCAACAGUCUCCUUGCCUGAGCAGACGGCUGGUCUCAGAGUAAGUGUUGAGGACUCCCAGAAUGCUAGUUCUGGGGUCUUCAACAUCCAUGCCAAGGCAACUUGUUUUGGGGUGGCUUAGGACUUCAUCAUGGCUGCCAUAAUGACCAUGGGGUUGUCACAGCAUGUCACUAGUCCAACGCAUGUGGCAGGCCACACUCUGAAGCUUGUUUUAUCAACUAGGCAGGAGGAGGGUGAUAUGAAAGUAGGGAGUAUUGACAUCAGUCCCUUGUCAUGGUCAGAUCACUUCCUGCUGUGAUCAGGCCUGGGUUAUAUAGUGAUAUAUCAUUGAAAGCCGGUUUGAAAUCCACACUGUGAAAACCGGUUCAAAAUAUCUGCCCUGAUGAUAAACCGCAUGAAGCCAACUUUUGUAUGUUGCUCUGCCGGCUCAGCUCUUCCCUGCCUCCUGCUGGGGGCAGCAAACCACAGAGCAGGCACUAGGGUUCGGCGAUAUCUGGUUUUCAACUUCACAGUAUAUCACCAGCUAAACAUUGCAAUAUAUUGAUAUAUCAUGAUGUUUGAAAUGAGGAUGGAGCUAUGUAGAGGCAUUGGCUGACUUCAGGGUUUUCCCUACAUCAUGAUUUUUGCCAGUGUCUGCUCUUGUGAUUUGCUGCACCCUUGAGUGGUACAAGGGGCUGCCAAGGGAAGCAGUUAGGAAAGCCUUAUUCUCUGCAUGAAAUUCCAUUCUAUUUGGGAAGACAAGUUAGUACACAAGCUUUAGUAAUCCAGUGAAACACAGCAAUCACAUAGAUACCAAAUGACUUUAGAUCUGAUGUGAAUUGGCAUCUUAAUGAUAUUCUAAAAUGCUGCUUUGAAAAGUAUUGUGCUUAUACUUCUGAAAAAGGAAAUGAAGGAUUUCCAUUGUUCCCCUAUGUUCUAGUGGUUUCAGUUUCAAGCCAUGGAUCUCUUCUUCUCUAUCAACUUUCCUCUUCACCCCUUUCAUACCUCUCCAGGAAUGUAAAACAGGAAGGUUUGGCUUUUCAGAUUGACUUCAGACAAUGUGAUUAUACAAAACUGGUUUAUAGGGGCUGUUGACAUUUGUUAGCUUAAAUACUUCAUUGAAUAAACUGUAUUUUAUCCUGUUUUAAUCCUGCUGCAACUUUUUUAAACAUUCUCCAAUUUCUUUCUUGCAGAUUUUUCAUGCUCAACAUCUGAUAUCAUCGAUGGCAUUCCUAACAGAACUGGCAGUUUUAAAAAUGUGAUUUAAGUGUUGUACCAUCUAUGCUUUUGCUGUAGAAAGUAUACCCAAUACAAAGAUGACUUUUGUGUGUGAGAGAGAGUCUGCUCAGAUGUGGUUUGUACAGAGUAUUUUUACCUUUCUGGUCAAACCUAAAAAGUCUUACACCUUCCUGAAAAUAUGGAACGUUAAACUAUAUAAACCCUACAAAUAAUAAAUAUGGUAUUAUAUUUGACUAGUGAUUUAUGUGAGUAUGGUACUAAGUGAUUAUUCUGCUCUCUUUGAUCACAGUACCUCUUGUGAACUGGAUUGUUUCGGCUUAGAGGAUGGUGGAAUGAAGGAACCAAUGGGACAUGGUUAUUACUGGUUAUAAACUUUAUAGGAACAUUAUAGAAAGGAUGUACUGAA
This is a messenger RNA of Podarcis lilfordi (Lilford's wall lizard), 7054 nucleotides long. The record is from the annotation of a GenBank genome assembly. Lineage: Eukaryota; Metazoa; Chordata; Lepidosauria; Squamata; Lacertidae.